This is a messenger RNA of Lacerta agilis (Sand lizard), 2885 nucleotides long. RefSeq names its product proteasome 26S subunit, non-ATPase 2 (gene PSMD2). The coding region runs from base 1 to 2751 and encodes 916 amino acids. The transcript has 21 exons. Gene Ontology annotation, biological process: proteasome-mediated ubiquitin-dependent protein catabolic process; regulation of protein catabolic process. Gene Ontology annotation, cellular component: nucleus; proteasome regulatory particle, base subcomplex; proteasome storage granule. Gene Ontology annotation, molecular function: enzyme regulator activity. The record is from RefSeq and is a predicted model, not a curated record. Lineage: Eukaryota; Metazoa; Chordata; Lepidosauria; Squamata; Lacertidae.
AUGGAGGACGGCGGCGGCGGAGGCAGCAGCAGUUGCCAGAGGCGGUCUCAGUCUGGGGGAGGGCCGGGCCCCGGCGGCGGGGACGACAAGCCGGCGGCACUGUGGAGCAAGGACAAGAAGGACCCCAACGCCUCGGUGGGGGACAAGGAGCAGGAGCUGUCUGAAGAAGACAAACAGUUACAGGAUGAGCUGGAGAUGCUUGUGGAGCGCUUGGGGGAGCAUGACACCGCUCUCUAUCGACCUGCUCUGGAAGAGCUGCGCAGGCAGAUCCGCUCUUCCACAACCUCCAUGACUUCUGUACCCAAACCCCUGAAGUUUCUGCGGCCACAUUAUGGCAAGCUGAAGGAGAUCUAUGAGGCUAUGGCUGCUGGGGAGAACAAGCGAUUUGCAGCUGACAUAAUAUCAGUUUUGGCCAUGACAAUGAGUGGAGAGCGAGAGUGUCUGAAGUACCGGCUGGUAGGAUCCCAGGAACCCUUGGCCUCGUGGGGGCAUGAAUAUGUCAGACACUUGGCUGGUGAGGUGGCCAAGGAAUGGCAAGAAAUAGAUGAGGCAGACAAGACCCAGAAGGACUCUCUUCUGACCCUAGUGAAGGAGAUCGUGCCAUACAACAUGGCACACAAUGCAGAGCACGAGGCCUGUGACUUGCUUAUGGAGAUUGAGCAGAUGGACAUGCUGGAGGAAUAUAUUGAUGACAACGCCUAUGCGAAAGUCUGCCUCUAUCUGACAAGCUGUGUUAGCUAUGUCCCUGAGCCGGAAAACUCUGCCCUCCUCCGCUGUGCCCUCAGCAUCUUCCGAAAAUUCAAUCGCUACCCAGAAGCCCUGCGCCUGGCUCUCAUGCUGAAUGACAUGGAACUGGCAGAGAACAUCUUCAUCUCCUGCAAAGAUGUGGUUGUUCAAAAGCAAAUGGCCUUCAUGCUGGGUCGCCAUGGAGUCUUUCUGGAGCUAAGUGAGGAUGUAGAAGAGUAUGAGGAUCUCACAGAAAUCAUGUCUAAUGUCCAACUCAACAGCAACUUUCUGGCCCUAGCCAGGGAGCUGGACAUCAUGGAGCCAAAAGUGCCAGAUGAUAUUUACAAAACCCAUCUUGAAAACAACCGGUUUGGCGGCAGCGGCUCUCAAGUGGAUUCGGCUCGCAUGAACUUGGCCUCGUCCUUUGUUAACGGUUUUGUGAAUGCUGCUUUUGGGCAGGACAAGCUGCUGACAGAUGACGGCAACAAGUGGCUGUACAAGAACAAGGACCAUGGGAUGCUGAGCGCUGCAGCCUCGCUGGGGAUGAUCCUGUUGUGGGAUGUGGAUGGGGGACUUACACAGAUUGACAAGUACCUGUAUUCCUCAGAAGACUACAUCAAGUCGGGGGCUCUUCUGGCUUGUGGUAUCGUGAACUCUGGCGUGAGGAACGAGUGUGACCCUGCCCUUGCGUUGCUCUCGGACUAUGUCCUGCACAAUAGCAACACCAUGAGGAUAGGCGCCAUCUUUGGGCUGGGGUUGGCGUAUGCUGGCUCCAAUCGAGAAGAUGUCCUGACCUUGCUGCUUCCUGUAAUGGGAGAUUCCAAGUCCAACAUGGAGGUGGCCGGUGUGACAGCCCUGGCUUGCGGAAUGAUUGCUGUGGGCUCAUGCAAUGGAGAUGUUACCUCCACCAUCCUCCAAACCAUCAUGGAGAAAUCUGAGACGGAGCUGAAGGACACUUAUGCCAGAUGGCUACCUCUUGGCUUGGGCUUGAACCACCUUGGAAAGGGUGAGGCCAUUGAAGCAAUCCUGGCAGCACUGCAGGUCGUGUCGGAGCCCUUCCGCAGCUUUGCCAACACGCUGGUAGACAUCUGUGCCUAUGCAGGAUCCGGCAAUGUGCUGAAGGUGCAACAGCUUCUCCACAUCUGUAGUGAGCAUUUUGACUCCAAAGAGAAGGAAGAAGAGAAAGAGAAGAAAGAGAAAAAGGACAAGGAGAAAAAAGAGAACUCUGCCGACAUGGGGGCCCAUCAGGGUGUAGCGGUACUGGGGAUUGCACUCAUCGCUAUGGGGGAAGAGAUUGGGGCCGAGAUGGCUCUGCGCACCUUCGGUCACUUGUUGCGGUAUGGGGAACCCACUCUUCGCCGAGCUGUCCCCUUAGCCCUGGCCCUCAUCUCUGUGUCUAACCCCCGUCUCAACAUCCUCGACACCCUCAGCAAGUUUUCCCAUGAUGCUGACCCAGAAGUGUCCUACAACUCUAUCUUUGCCAUGGGCAUGGUAGGCAGCGGUACCAAUAAUGCCCGCCUGGCUGCGAUGCUUCGACAGUUGGCACAGUAUCAUGCCAAGGAUCCCAAUAACCUCUUCAUGGUGCGGUUGGCCCAGGGCCUGACACACCUUGGGAAAGGGACCCUCACUCUCUGUCCUUACCACAGUGAUCGGCAGCUCAUGAGCCAGGUAGCUGUGGCAGGCUUGUUGACUGUGCUGGUGUCCUUCCUGGAUGUCCGUAACAUAAUUUUGGGGAAGUCCCACUAUGUACUGUAUGGCCUUGUGGCUGCCAUGCAGCCACGCAUGCUUGUUACCUUUGACGAGGAGUUGCGCCCCCUGCCAGUGUCUGUGAGAGUGGGGCAGGCGGUGGAUGUGGUGGGCCAGGCAGGCAAACCGAAGACUAUCACUGGCUUCCAGACCCACACAACACCAGUGCUGCUGGCCCAUGGUGAGCGGGCAGAGCUGGCCACAGAGGAGCACUUGCCAGUGACACCCAUUCUGGAGGGCUUUGUUAUUCUUCGCAAGAAUCCCAACUAUGAUGUCUGAAUUGCCUGAGGUUUUGGGGUGGGGUGGGAGUGGGAAGUAUGAUGCGGCACUGUGAGGAGGGACUAGCCUCCUCCAUCUUUUUUGUUACAGAAGGAGCUCUUCUUAGGAAAAUAAAUUGACCGGAGUUAAUUUGG